Symbiodinium natans is the source of this 1110-nucleotide messenger RNA. The record is from the annotation of a GenBank genome assembly. NCBI's taxonomy places the organism in Eukaryota, Dinophyceae, Suessiales, Symbiodiniaceae.
AUGCUCGCCGAUGUGUGCGACGACGAGGUGAACCUGGGUUUGAUAUUGAUGCUUAAGCUUGACAUCACCGCCGAGGAUGCCGUGGAGCUGCCCAUCGUGAAGGCGCUCGACUCCCUGACCUACGCCGAGGUCCAGUUCUGCCACCCAGCAGACUCUUCUCGCUGCGCCACGGUGCUUGCCAUGGUGGACACGGGCUCCAAUGACUGCGACCUGAACCAGGCUGUCAUCGACCAGCUGAGACUACCGCCGGCACGGGGUCAUGGCAGUACCAUCGUGGAGACCUCUGCCAACAAGUUGGUUGAGGUUCCCACCUACCAGGCACGAGUUCGCCUGCUGGGCCGCGAAGCUGUGGUGCAGCUCAACCCCGCGGACGCGGACUAUGCGGCCAGGGGAGGUGCGGUUGCCACGCAGGCCGAAGAUGAUGUGGACCAGAAGUUCGAUUUCUCCGCCAGCACCGACGAAGCUGUGAUUGGUGCGGAUGCACUGGCUUCCCUGGGACUGAUAGUGGACUGCGGCCAAAGGAAGCUUGUCCGCAACGACGACCCAGAUCUCAAGCCCUGGCUGCUCAAGGGGUCGCCUGCACUGCCGCGGAAUGGUCAAAGGAGCCGCUGCCUCCAUGUGACGCUGCACGUCCGCAAUCCUGUGAAGAAUGGAGCUCACAAGGAACUUGCAGUCAGGGCUCUGGUCGACUCCGGGUCGACGGAUGCCGAGCUGAAGCGUCGGCAAAUCGCAUCCUUAGAUUUGGCGGUCGACGAGACGGAGAUCCCCGCGCAGUUCGAGACUGCAGGCGGCGUAACUAUCGAAGCACCCAUCUACCGCACAGUCGCGCGCUUGGAAGACCGAGAGGCGAUCGUGCGCGUGAGCCCUUCGCAGGAGGAGGACUCUGACGACGCGGAGAGCGAUGGAGAAAGCGAGGAGGACUCUUCAAAGUCCGAAAGCGAUGAGAGCAGCGACGACGAAGACGAAGCCUUGCUGGGCCAUGACGCUUUGGCAGCACUGGGUCUCCUGGUCGACUGCCGGAACCGGCGACUGCUGCAGGCGCCUCUCGCUGAGGCGGACCCUGCCGUGCCUUCUGAGGAGCUGCGAAAGCGGCGGCGGCGCAAGCACUGA